Messenger RNA from Grosmannia clavigera kw1407, 537 nucleotides. RefSeq names its product pre-mRNA branch site protein. NCBI's taxonomy places the organism in Eukaryota, Fungi, Ascomycota, Sordariomycetes, Ophiostomatales, Ophiostomataceae. Gene Ontology annotation, molecular function: mRNA binding. Gene Ontology annotation, cellular component: nucleus; cytoplasm; ribonucleoprotein complex. The record is from RefSeq and is a predicted model, not a curated record. The transcript has 7 exons. The coding region runs from base 1 to 537 and encodes 178 amino acids.
AUGAGUCGCGCAGGCAAACUUGCCCCGGAGGUUAACCGAGCUUUAUUCGUAAAGAAUCUAAGCUACAACGUCACUCCCGAGGAGCUCUUUGAGCUCUUUGGCAAGUUCGGCCCCAUUCGCCAAGUGCGACAGGGUAUUGCCAACAAUACCAAGGGCACUGCCUUCGUUGUCUAUGAAGACGUCAUGGAUGCAAAGCAGGCUUGCGAUAAGCUGAACGGGUACAACUUCCAGAACCGUUACCUUGUCGUUCUAUACCAUCAGCCCGAGAAGAUGGCCAAACGGGCCUGUGGACCGCCUGCGAGCAGCAUCACCCACGAAGUUGGCUCGACACCCUGCAGGCCCGUCAUCUAUCACCACCUCCGCACGGCGUCGAUCGUCUGUGUCGUCGACAUCGACGACAUUGUCGGCAUCGUCAACGCUGUCGCGGCGACGACGACCACCAAGAAACUUACCAAGUCGAGCCUCUCCGAUCACGCCCGCGGUGUCAUGCCGUAUUUCGUGCGCAAGCUCCUCCCCACGGUGUCCGAGGUCGCCUAA